Messenger RNA from Kalmanozyma brasiliensis GHG001, 1425 nucleotides. Its product is annotated as Glycoside hydrolase, family 45. Gene Ontology annotation, biological process: carbohydrate metabolic process. Gene Ontology annotation, molecular function: cellulase activity. The coding region runs from base 1 to 1425 and encodes 474 amino acids. Lineage: Eukaryota; Fungi; Basidiomycota; Ustilaginomycetes; Ustilaginales. The record is from RefSeq and is a predicted model, not a curated record. The transcript has a single exon.
AUGGGUAUCAAAAUUCGACCGACCUUUCUAGUGACCCUCGCCGCCAUCCUGGCAUGCUUCACCACCACCUCUUUGGCCUACAACAAACCUACCGGCCCCUUUGCCACCCACUACGAAGAUUGCUGCCGCCCAGCCUUCAGCUACGACCAUCCCAAAGCUGGCUUCUACAACGCCGUCGACACGUGUGAAAAAGAUGGCGUGACCCUCAUCCCGCCCUCUGCCCAGCUCUCGGGUCGCAACGGCUGUGAUGGUGGCAACCAAUUCGUAUGCUCCUGCAUCCAGUCUUGGGUCGACACUGUCGACCCCACGCUCGCCUACGGCUAUGGCGCGUACAACAUCCACGAUCCAGACGGUACGAUCGAAAACACCUGCUGGCUGGUCGAGUUCCUCCCGCAAGACCCGAACGGCAAAACGAUGCAGGUGCGCAAGAUGAUUCUGCAGAACAUCAACACAAGCCAGGGCAUCCCGAAGGGGAGCUGGGACAUGGCACUGGCCGGUGGCGGCGUAGGAGACUUCAACAAGGGGUGCGUCAACCAGUGGGGCACCGAUUGGGGCAAGCGCUACGGCGGCGUUGCGAACGAGAAGGACUGCUGCGCUAUGCCGGAGGGCCUGCGCAGCUCGUGUCUGUUCCGGUUCCGAUUCUUGGGCGAAAACCCGGGUCUUGCUGGGACACCAAAGAGGGUGAGAUGCACCACAGGCCUGAUCGAUAGGAGCGGUGCGCAGAGGAAGGAUGAUGCGAGUGUUCAGCCGUAUGAGGGCAAGACGGACAAGACGGGGCAUCCGGCUCCCGACCGAUACCAGAGGAACAGGAGCGUUUGUCAGAAUGUGGAUCCGCUCGGCAUCGUCAGUGCCGUGUGCGGGGGCGGUAAGGAUGGCGGUGGUCGCCUGCCAAAAGGCUACGGGAUGACGAGGCAGGACUCGCAUGGUGGCUCCGUGCCUGAUGUGCCGGGCUCCUCGACCUCGAAUGGGGCUGGAGCUGGAGAUGAAGGAUAUGGUUCUGCUCCCGACGGCGGCAGUGGUGCUGAGCCUGAUGUUUCAGGCACCGCCACCAUGCCUGGAGAAGGUGCUGAGGGCUAUGGUGCGCCGCCCGACAGCGGCGCUGCGCCUGGCGAGCCAGGCUCUUCGACCAUGCCCGGCGCUGGCGCCGGUGCAGACGGAUCUGGAUCAGCUCCUGAUGUCGGCGGCGGGGCUGAGCCUUAUGUGCCUGAGCCUUAUGUUCCAGGGUCUUUCAAAACGCCGGGAAGAGGGGCUGAAGGGUACGGACCGGCACCUGACAUCAAGAGUGGGGCCAGUACUGGACCAUCCAGCGGACAACAGGACAGCAAUGCCGGAGCUGAACCUGGUCACAGCCUGCUGGGACUUCUCGGCCGUCAUCAUCAAGGCAGCAGCCGCGCUCACAAGAAUCUGCUUCAUAGUAAGCGAUAG